This is a messenger RNA of Gigantopelta aegis, 691 nucleotides long. Its product is annotated as coiled-coil domain-containing protein 86-like. Gene Ontology annotation, cellular component: nucleolus. The record is from RefSeq and is a predicted model, not a curated record. The transcript has 4 exons. NCBI's taxonomy places the organism in Eukaryota, Metazoa, Mollusca, Gastropoda, Neomphalida, Peltospiridae. Bases 56 to 433 code for a protein of 125 amino acids.
CGGAAAUUAUCAAAUAUAAAAACAAAACAGACACGUGUUUUGUAACAGCAGCAGGAUGAAGGAAGAUAUUCACGAAGCGUUCAUCGUACAAAAUGAAGAAAAAAAUUGUCCUCGAGGCAAAUCCAAAUCAGGGAGAGUGUGGAAAAGCGUUCGUACAGCAAGAUUUUCUGCAAUGAAGAAAGACAAAUGUUUGACAAGUUCUUGGGAGAGAAAAAUGAAGAAAAAGGCUGAAAUGAAGUCCAUCAAAGACUUUGAAAACCGUCUGAAGGACGAGAGAAAGCAAACAUUAGAGCUGAGAAGGAAAAGACGUGAAGAACACAAAAAGCGGCGUGAAGCCAAUGAAAAGAAGAGCGAGGUUGUUCAAGUGAUUAAGAAUACAGCCAAAAUCAAGAGAAUGAAAAAGAAACAACUUAGGAAAAUAGAGAAGAGGUGAAGAGUGGAUGUAUGAAGUAUGGAAGAUGUACAUUGCUGACACUGUCUGUCAAAUGUUACACUGCUGCUUGUCAUUAUUCAGCUGUUAAAACACCUUGAAUACUUAUUUCAUUGACAGGAAAAUGUCUGCUGUUGCUAAGCUACAGUCAUGGAAUAAUCCAGGCAUAUUAAACAGUGAUUUUUUAACAAAGUAACAACAUUGCAUCAGUUGGAUGUAGAUACCUGUUCACUGUACAUAUAAAUACAUUCUUGGCAUUUA